This is a messenger RNA of Xenopus tropicalis (tropical clawed frog), 1187 nucleotides long. RefSeq names its product receptor (chemosensory) transporter protein 3 gene B (gene rtp3b). The transcript is spliced from 2 exons. Bases 59 to 790 code for a protein of 243 amino acids. The record is from RefSeq and is a predicted model, not a curated record. Gene Ontology annotation, cellular component: membrane. NCBI's taxonomy places the organism in Eukaryota, Metazoa, Chordata, Amphibia, Anura, Pipidae.
CUUCUCUGCGACUCCUCCCUCUUUGGAAACAACAGACCCUUGCUAGAGGAGAACAAGGAUGGAAAAGGAAAAUGAUAUGGCAGUUGAAAUUUGGAGAGAUGCUUUUCAGGAUAAAAUCGAAGAGUUGUUAUUGCCUCAUGUUUGGAACUUAACAGUAAAUACCAAUCUCCAGAAACAGCCAGGGUGGCUGCAAUACACACAAUGCACAUAUGGCAGGUUUCGUUGCUCACUGUGUUCCCGUUGGUGGAACUCUGCUGAAAUACAUGUAUUAUUCCUCAUGAAGCUGGACAGAACCAUGAGACGUGGCACGGUGAACAUGCAGAUAUUCAGACAGGAAUGCAAGAAAUGCACUGCUGCUGUCAUGGAAAAACCAGAGAUUUCCCAGGAGAACAUUAGAAUAAUCAUUGGUAACCUAGUCAACAGGAUCCAGAGAAAGUUCUAUUCGCCUAACAGCUGGGAUCUAGAUGAAAAGCCAGUUUUGUAUAGUGAAAGAAGGGAAGGCCCUCAUAACAAGGAACACUGUGAGGCCUGCAAGCAGAAUGUCUGUCGGUGGCAGGUGUUAGAGAUGAAAACAGAAAGGCAGCAGGCAGCUGAAUUCAGUUCAGCAGGAAGAAACCCAAAUGAGACAAGAUUUAGAGGAGAGAUGGAUCAUUCCAGGCUGAUGAACUCAAACCCCAGACCACCACCUACAGUAAACCAGCCAUCAGCGGACAAUCAAGGAAUCACUUUUGUUGGCCUUGUAUCUGCAGUGAUUUGUGGUUUAGCUUUGCUAUAUCUUUCCAAAAAAUGAGAACUUUGCAGAAAAAAGGCUCUGUCCCUUAAAUGGGCAAUUUUAAAAAAUGCAUAUAUUAUCAAUAUGCAAUAAAUGAUCUCACAGCAAUCUGGGUUGUUAGGCACCCUUCACUGAAUAUAACCUUGGAAGCUGGGUCAGCCCCUCUUGUUGAACUCUUUCCAAUAAGCCCUCGUGUGGUACAUGCACACUAUGCUUGUGCUCCCGUAGACGAUACUCUGCCCAGUGCAUUUAUCAGUGCACCAAUGAAUAUAAAUUUUCUUCCCCUUUAAUUUUACUUAUGCAUUGUCAAUCUGAACGAAGCCCAAAAUACAGACUGGCUAUUUUGUUUCUAAUUGCACUAUUUGUGGAACAUUGUAAUAAAAUGUUUAUAGUCAAUCAAUAAAUGAUAAUAUCA